AUGGCGAAAUCGGUCGAUUCGGUCCGCUUGAACCUACAAUCGGUCCGUACGGGUCGAGCCUCGGCCCAAAUUUUGGAUCGCGUCAAGGUGGAUUACUACGGCGUCGAAACGCCGCUUAACCAAAUGGCCACGAUCAGUGUUCCAUCUGCCCAGCAACUGUCCAUUGAUCCUUACGAUAAAACUUCUUUGAACAAUAUUGAGACUGCUAUUGUGGAAUCAGACUUGGGAUUGACUACAAACAACGAUGGAUCCAUCAUCCGCAUCAACAUUCCUUCCAUGACAGAAGAUCGGCGUAAGGAGAUGCUAAAGCUCUGCAAGUCCAUUGGGGAAGAAGGAAAGGUUGCGGUUCGGAAUAUUCGACGGGAUGGUCUAGACACCAUCAAAAAAAUGGAGAAAAGCAGUGAUAUUGGCGAGGACGAAAUGAAGGAUGGUCAAGACACCAUGCAAAAGCUCACCGAUAAGAAUGUCAAAGAAAUUGAUGAAGUUGUCGGUGCUAAAGAGAAGGAAGUCAUGAAGGUUUAG
Molecule: messenger RNA, 522 nt
Organism: Phaeodactylum tricornutum CCAP 1055/1
Lineage: Eukaryota; Bacillariophyta; Bacillariophyceae; Surirellales; Neidiaceae
Exons: 2
Coding region: 1-522 (173 amino acids)
Biological process (GO): translation
Cellular component (GO): mitochondrion
Molecular function (GO): ribosomal large subunit binding
Source: RefSeq, a predicted model, not a curated record